Polyodon spathula (Mississippi paddlefish) is the source of this 7489-nucleotide messenger RNA. Its product is annotated as laminin subunit beta-1-like. Bases 87 to 5627 code for a protein of 1846 amino acids. Gene Ontology annotation, biological process: basement membrane assembly; substrate adhesion-dependent cell spreading; cell migration. Gene Ontology annotation, cellular component: laminin trimer. NCBI's taxonomy places the organism in Eukaryota, Metazoa, Chordata, Actinopteri, Acipenseriformes, Polyodontidae. The transcript is spliced from 35 exons. Gene Ontology annotation, molecular function: extracellular matrix structural constituent. The record is from RefSeq and is a predicted model, not a curated record.
CAACUGUACUGUGAGUUGCGAGAGAUUGGGCAGGUGGAGACAGUUUAAGGAACAGGGCAGUUGAGACCCCUGACACAGAUUCUUGAAUGGGGACCUGCUAUAGUCCUCAGAGGCUCAGGAUGACCCUGCUGGCUGGCAUCGUUAUGCAGGCUCUGAGUGCUCUGGCCCAGGACCAGCCCUCUGUGCCGCAUGGCUGUACAGAGGGCAGCUGUUACCCGGCAACAGGGAACCUCCUGAUUGGUCGAGCGAAGGGCCUGCGUGCCACAUCGACCUGCGGUCUGCAGGGCCCAGAGGAAUACUGCAUCGUCAGUCACCUCCAAGAAUCCAAAAACUGUUUCCAGUGUGACUCCCGUGAGCCCUACAACUACUGGAACAGGAACAGCCACCGAGUGGAGAACGUGAUCUACCUGAAAGACCAGGAUCGGGAGAGUACCUGGUGGCAAUCAGCUAAUGGGGAGGAGAAAGUCAGCAUUCAGCUGGACCUGGAGGCAGAGUUUCAUUUCACUCACCUCAUCAUGAAGUUUAAGACCUUCCGCCCCGCUGCUAUGAUGAUUGAGAGGUCAGCUGAUUUCGGACACUCCUGGAAGCCGUACCGCUACUUCUCCUACGACUGCAGCAAGAUGUUCCCCAGAGUGCCGGUGCGGGCGCUGCACCUCAUCGAUGACGUGGUGUGCGAGGAGCGCUACUCUGACAUCGAGCCCUCCACGGAGGGGGAGGUUAUAUACAAAGUGCUGGACCCUGCCAUUGACGUGAAAGACCCGUAUAGUUUGGAGAUUCAAGAGCUGCUUCGGAUCACCAACCUGCGGAUACACUUUACCAAACUGCACACGCUGGGGGACAACCUCCUGGACCGCAGGAGGGAGGUGCUGCAGAAGUAUUACUACGCCAUCUAUGAGCUGGUGGUGCGAGGCAGCUGCUUCUGCUAUGGGCAUGCCUCUGAGUGCGCACCCAUCCCAGGGAUCAGCGGAGGAGUGGAAGGAAUGAUCCAUGGCAGGUGUGUCUGCAAACACAACACGGAGGGGUUAAACUGUGAGAAGUGCAGGCCCUUCUAUAACAGCCUUCCCUGGAGACCUGCAGAGGCAGGCAACCCACACUCCUGCAGAGAAUGCAUGUGCAAUGGCCAUUCAAAACGAUGUCACUUCGACAUGGCGGUGUACCUGGCAACCGGGAACACGAGCGGGGGUGUCUGUGACAACUGCCUGCACAACACCAUGGGCCGCAGCUGUGAGAUGUGCAAACCUUUCUACUUCCAAGACCCCAGCCGCGAUAUCAGAGACCCGUCCGUCUGUGUGGCCUGUGACUGUGACCCAGUGGGCUCCCUGGAGGGGGGUGUGUGUGACAGCCACACAGACCUGGACCUGGGCAUGAUCGGCGGGCAGUGCCGCUGCAAAGAGAACGUCAAGGGCACCCGCUGUGACUACUGCAAGGAGGGCUUCUACGGACUGAGUAGGAAUGACCCUCUGGGCUGUCAGCCCUGCAAUUGUGACCCUCGUGGGAUUAUAAUGGGGGGCUCCCCCUGUGAUCAGGUCAGCGGGGACUGUUCUUGUAAGAGAUAUGUCACGGGGCGCUACUGUAACCAGUGCCUGGUUGAAUACUGGGGUCUUAGCACUGAUAUUGCAGGCUGCCGGGCCUGUGGCUGUGACUUUGGUGGAGCCUACAACAACAGGUGUAUGAUGGAAAGCGGGCAGUGUAGCUGUCGACCGCACAUCAUGGGCAGGCAGUGUGGCGAUGUGCAGCCUGGCUACUUCUGUGCAGGUCUGGAUUACUAUACCUAUGAGGCAGAGGACGCAGUGCCACAUUCCCCUGAUGACCCCCUGUUGCCUGGAAAGCCCAAACCCAAGGCUGAGAUCGACUGUCUGGAAUACGUGAACACCGAGGUCAAAAGGGUGCGCCGCCACCGGAGGAUUCCCAGGGUUCAGCAGCAGAGGGCAGCACUGAGGAAGAUCCGCCAGAUUCAACAAACACCUGAUGUGAAAGUUGUGCACAGGGAGAGAGUUCCUGGGCAGAUGGUGACCUGGACAGGCCCAGGCUUCGCCAGGGUGAGAGAUGGAGCAGGCCUGGUUUUCACCAUCGACAACAUCCCGUUCUCCAUGGACUACGACGUCAUGAUUCGAUACGAGCCAGAGUCCACUGAAGAUUGGGAAGCCAUUGUUAGCAUUUCAUCUCAGCUAUUACCCAGGAGCCAACGCUGUGGCAACGUUCUUCCUUCAGAGCAGAUGUACACAGUGACACUCCCUCAUCAACAGAGGUACAUAAAGAUGCCCAGACCCUUCUGCUUUGAGCCAAACAACCGUUACGUGGUGGCUAUCCGCUUCCAGCGCUUCAGAGUCACGGAGAGACACCUGACAGCCUUCAUACUGAUAGAUUCAUUGGUUCUGUUCCCGAGGUACACAGAACUGCCUGGUUUCCAUGGAAACGACCCGGACUCGGUACACCACCGAGAGGAGAUGGAGAGAUAUAUGUGUCUGGACUCGUUUCUGAUGGUGCCCAUGCCCAUGCUGGCAGAGAUGUGUGCCAAACUGCUCUGCAGUAUCUCAGCUAUCCUGCAUGAUGGGGCAGUGCCCUGCGAGUGUGACCUCCAGGGCUCUCUCAGUGCAGUCUGUGAGAAGAUUGGUGGGCAGUGCCAGUGCAAACCCAACGUGAUCGGACGCCGCUGCAACCAGUGUGCACCAGGGACAUAUGGCUUCGGACCCUAUGGCUGCCACCACUGUGACUGCCACCCUCAGGGAGCGGUCAGUAGCCUGUGUGACCCUGUCUCGGGUCAGUGCCGGUGUCAGCAUGGUGCGACUGGACGCCAGUGCAGUAAUUGCCAGCCUGGGCAUUGGGGAUUCCCGAGCUGCCGGCCCUGCCAGUGUAACGGGCACUCUGAGACGUGUGACCCCCAGACCGGAGCCUGCACCAGCUGCAGGGACUACACCAGCGGGCAUCACUGUGGCAGGUGCUUGGAUGGUUUCUAUGGAAACCCUCUUCUGGGAUCUGGAGAGCACUGCCGCCCGUGUCCAUGCCCCGGCAACCCAGGAAGUGGUCAUUCCAACGGGGACUCGUGUUCCACUGCACCAUCGUCCAAUCAGAUCAUCUGUCACUGCAGACAGGGAUACACAGGCCCUCGCUGUGACAGAUGCUCCCCUGGUUAUUUCGGGAGCCCCGAGAGACCUGGGGGAGGGUGCCGUCCCUGCCAGUGCAACAACAACAUUGACAGCAGAGACCCCAAGUCAUGUGAUCCACGCAGCGGCCAAUGCCUGAAGUGCCUGUACAACACCGACGGGCCGACCUGUGCGGCGUGCAAGCCUGGUUACUAUGGCAACGCAGCUGCGCAGGACUGCAGGCGCUGCACCUGUAACAUCGCCGGCACGCUGCAGUCACAGUGCUCCGGAGAUGUGUGUAACUGUGACAGAACCACAGGGGCCUGCCCAUGCCGGGCGAAUGUCAUCGGGCAGAACUGCGACCAAUGUGGCCCGGAGCACUGGAACUUCGGGAGGGACGGAGGCUGUGAGCCCUGCAACUGCUACCUCCAGCACUCCCUCGGGACUGACUGCAACAUGUUUACCGGACAGUGUCUCUGCAAGCCUGGCUUUGGAGGGAGAAUCUGCUCUGAUUGCCAGGAAAACUACUGGGGAGACCCCAACACAGAGUGCACAGCAUGUAACUGUGACCCCUCUGGCUCGCUGACGCUCCAAUGCGAUCGGAAGACGGGGCACUGCAUCUGUAUGGAGGGGGUGACGGGGGGCCGCUGUGAUCAGUGUACCCGUGGCUUCACCGGCAGCUUCCCUAGGUGUGCGCCCUGCCACCCCUGCUUCGAGGAGUGGGACAAGCUGGUAUGCACGCUGCGGCGGGAGCUCGAUAAGGUCCAGGAGAGGGUGAAGCAAAUCCAGGAGUCUGGGGUGACCUCGGACGAUAAUGUGGAGCGCAUCCAGAAACUGGAGGAGAAGCUGGCUCAGAUUCAGAGCCUCAUCAACGGGCAGUCCAGAGAGAUGCUCUACCACAGCGUCCACCAGACUGCUGAUCGGCUAAGGAAGGAGGUGUUGCACACAGACAGGAGGCUGCAGGUGCUGUCUGGGGAGCUGAACAGCACCUCGCACAGUGAGAAGCAGCAGAGAGAGCGCCUGGGCCAGCUGGAGACUGAGCUGAGAGAGCUGAACGACACUGUGACCAAGCGGCGGAGAGAGCUGGAGAACCUCAUCUCUGCAGGGACCAGCGAGAAAUUCGAGAAUGUCCGCAAGUACUACCAGGAGUCCCUGGAUGCAGAGCGGAGAGCCAACGUCUCAGUGUCGGGUCCGGACAGCCCCGUGGAACAAUCACAGGAAACGAGGAACAUGACUGAGAGCCUGAUGAACAAGAAGAAGGAGGAGUUCUUCCGGACCAUGACAGCGCAGAAGAAAUCGCUGAAAGAGUUGCAGGCUAAAACCAAGGAUCUGGAUAAAAGCAUCAACAAUCUGAGUGCAAAGGUUUGUGGUAGUAAGAAAAAUGGAAAGGGCUGCAUUGAAGAUCCCUGUGGGGGGGCGAACUGCCGCGAUGACUUUGGGAACCGGAAAUGCGGUGGAGGGAGCUGUAAUGGCACUCUGAGUGCCUCCAUAAGAGCUCUGAAUCUCGUGCAGAACAAGACGAGAGAGAUUGAAGCUGCUGCUCAGGACCUCGACAACAUCCAGAAGAAGCUUCAGGAUGUUGCAAAACUGACCCAGGACAUCAAAGCCCAGGCAGAGAGGACCCUCACCAAAGCACAGAGGACCAAGGAUGAAAUCGUGAGCUCCAACCAGAAACUCAGAGAAUUCAUCCAGAAGAUUAGAGACUUCUUGACUGUGGAUGGAGCAGACCCCAAGGAUAUCGAGCUGGUGGCCCGGCAGGUUCUGUCCAUCUCACUCCCCAUGAGUGCCAGCAACCUCACCAAGACCAUCCAGGAGAUCAAGGUGUGCAUUGUGAACCUCAGCGACAUCAACGCGGUCCUUAACACCACGGCCCAGCAGCUCAGCAUCGCUCACAAGCUUCUGGAGAAGGCCAAGGAUGCCAAGGUCCAAGCAGAUGGAGUGGAGAACCUGGUGAACAUCACCAAAGAGUCUCUGGACAGGGCCCGCUCCGCCGCUGACACAACAGAGAAAGAACUGAAAAAAGCAAAGAAGAACCUCAAGAACGUGCUGGACCGCACUGCCGGGAUCACAAGCAAGCUCCAAGGCAUUGAAGAUAAACAGAUGGAUGCCAUGAUGCGAUUGGCUAACCUGUCCAAGCAGGCGGAGUCUGUGCACGACAAGACGGAGCAGAACCGAGCGAUCGCUGAAGAAGCCAAGGCCCUAUCGGAGAAGGCAACUGAGACAGCAACGGGGCUGGACAAGGAUCUAGAGGAGGUGGAGCUGAAGUACAAAGAGCUGGAAGGAAAGGUGGGCGGACUGGGCAAUGGAGCCAACAGUAUAGAUAGUGUGACCGAGAGAGCGAUCGACAUCAAGAAGGAAGCUGAAGAACUGCUCAAGAAAGCCAACAAGGACAUGAAGUGGUUAGAUGAACUGGAGAAGAGGUUUGGGAGGAACGAGAAGAGAAUGGAAGCUCAAGCCACAGAGCUGAUAGAUCUGGAGAAGAACAUUACCAGCAUCAGGAACAUUAUUCGAAGCAACGUGACGCAGUACAGCACCUGCUCGUAGCCAGGAGGGGAGAAGCAGCCCUCUGUCUCCCCGCAGGUCACCGGACACAAUCUGCACCAGUCAGUCAACACCAUUUUCUAUGACAACUGUUCCAUUCUGGGAAAGGCCCGUGUUUUACAAACAUGUUGACUGUCCUCUUCUUUCUUAAGGGGUGAUAAUAACUACAGUUCAGGUCAAUGCAGAUACAGUGAUGCUGAAUGCUGUUUCUAAACCUGCCUGAACCAUUUCCCAAGGUUUAGAUUACAUAUUGGGCACUUGUGUUUUAUUAGGCCCUCACAGCAGCAUGAAAGCAAUAUGGAGGUACAGGAAUGGGGUAAAUAACUCCAGGGAUUGAACAUGGUUCUCUGUAGGUGAGAUAGCCUGGACAUGGGAUUUUGGGUUACUUGGUUAUAGCGUUGUCUUUAAUACUGCUUCUGUUUCCUCUGCUUACUAUCAACAGGUAUGCAGUCAAUAAAUCCAUAUGUAUAUACUCUUCACCCAGUUCUAAUCUUCACCCAGUUUUAAUCAUCCUUUUGCCAGAGCUGAGACCUGUUUUUGAGACUUUGCAUGGACAUUUGUUACAUUCCACAUUCUGUAAACCUAGGUCACGGUGACCAUGGUGCCUUCUUUUCUGAUUUUGACGAAACUGCAUUGUUGAUGAGAUUGUAUGUGGACGUAGAUCAUGGUGACCUAAUUUGACAUUGAUUUGGUUUACCAUUCUUGUUGAAUCACUUGCAGAAACAGCUGUUUGAAUCAAAAAGGUUCAGAGACACACUGCUGCACGCAGUCAGAAAUUAAAUAUAUACGUUUAUAUUUACCCCAGUGUAAAUGAGCUGGCCUAUUCCAGUAAGAGAACAUCUUAAUGAAUACAUCUGUCAGAUUUCCACAAACAAUAAGAAUUUAGCAAUCGAAAACCUCAGAGCAAGUGCAUUUCAUCAUCUGGUUUUGAAAGUGGCUUGUGUCACAGUAUUUAUAGAACAAUAGAGAACUCUUAAUUAAACAUGCCUAAAAAGCAGGACUUAUCAAGUGCUUCCACUGAUGGCUUCAGGUAUUACAUGAGGCUGUACAUUGCCUAGUUUGUUAUCCAUGUUUUCAAACACAACAUAUUACCCUAGUGCCUGUACAUUGUGUUUAUCAGGGUCACCCAGCCACUGUCCUGUUUGUUUCUAUUUGGUAGUUUGAUAUGCACAUGAUAAUUCUCACAGACUACAAUACCUGUGAAUGCUGUCUUUAAUAUGCACUGGAGAUCAGUUUUCAGUUUCAAUAACAAUGUAAUUACAUUGGAACUGCUUUGUGAUAUGAAAUCCAUUCCACACCUAUUCAUACAGUUAAAACCUGUAACAAAAUCUAGGAGGAUAGUUCCUAAAUCUUGCUCAUUUGAUCUGUUCCAAUCAACAGUUUUAGUCCAUUUCAGAAUGUGGUUGGAAAUAAUAUCUGUAGUGGAAUGCAUGAGGGCCAGAGUUUGGGAAUCAUUGACCUAGAGGAUAUUAGCUGGGUAACCUCGCUCGAAAAGAAGCCAAACGCCAUGCCUGUCAUUACUGAUUCACCCCCAAUACCAGCUAAAAUGUGUUCUUUAAAUCUGUUCUACUAAAUAAGUAUUUUGUUUCUGAAAAAGAUGUGUAAUUACAGAGACCCACACAGAUAAUAAAUAUACAUUUGAUAUAUUAGAUUUCUUAGUUUGUUGUGUUGUCUGUUUCUUUUCUAAAGCUGAAAGAAGUAUUUAUUUUCUGGUUAAAAUGUGUUUUUGACAAAACUGCGAAUAUUUUUUUUUUCUCAAAGCCAGCUAUUUAAAGACCAGCUCGCCAUUAAUACCAUUGUCUGCUAAUGUGAGUCAAUCCCAAUAUCUCCCUCCUAUCAGGACCAGCUCUAUAUUAACAUAAUGC